AUGUCGACAACAAAAGCUAAAAAAGCUGAAAAAGCAAAGGUUGAGAAAACUUCAGAAGUCUGGAUUUUGACGAUUUUUUAUUCACCGUACAAAGAAGAUUUUACUAUCAAACAUCAUUGUUUCCGUUCAUAUGAACUUGCUCGAAGAACCAUGAAAGAAGUAGCGAGGAAGCUUUAUCAAUCAGAAAUUAUCCAAGAAGCUGACGACAAAUACUUUGAUGAAGAUACAAAUGAAAUACAUUUUGGAGAAAGUCCGUAUGAAUCUGAUUACAGAAGAGAAUUUGGCUAUUGUGAAAUUGAAUGUGUUGAGAUUGAAGAUGAGAAAAAGUGA
Molecule: messenger RNA, 330 nt
Organism: Scutellospora calospora
Lineage: Eukaryota; Fungi; Glomeromycota; Glomeromycetes; Diversisporales; Gigasporaceae
Source: the annotation of a GenBank genome assembly